Spodoptera exigua (beet armyworm) is the source of this 940-nucleotide messenger RNA. Lineage: Eukaryota; Metazoa; Arthropoda; Insecta; Lepidoptera; Noctuidae. The record is from the annotation of a GenBank genome assembly.
ACAAGUACAUAAGCAAUCCUUCAGAAUACUACACGCAGAUAUGGAGAACGAUCCCAAAGAUAAAGUCAUUGUGGUCACAGGAGGAGCGAGAGGCAUAGGAUAUGAAAUUGCUGACCAGUUCCUGACAAACGGUGCAAAAACUGUUAUCAUAUUGGAUCUGACAGAACCAGUUGGCGUUAAAUCUGCCUUUACACUUAACGCAAAGCAUGGCAAAGGCAAAGCGGUUUUUAUAAAAUGUGACAUCACAAGGGAUUUAGACAAAGUAUCCAGUGAAAUAUUCGAGAAAUAUGAAGCAGAUGUUCUUAUUAAUAAUGCAGGAAUUAUAGACGAGUUUUCAAUAAGGAAGACAAUAGAAAUUGACUGCAUUGCACUAGUCGAAUGGAGUAUGAAAUUUUGGGAGCAUUGGAGAACGGACAGAGGCGGUCGAGGAGGAACGAUAUACAAUGUGGCCUCGAUAUAUUCUUAUGAAUUUGAUCCAUUCACAGUAUUCUAUAAAACUGCUAAGCAUGCAGUUUUAGGUUUUACAAGAUCGCUUGGUCAUCCUCUCAACUAUGAAAAAACUGGUGUGAGAGUAAUUGCCAUAUGCCCAGGGUUUACUGAUACAGUAAUGCUUAGUGUUAAAAUAUGGGACAUACACAGAGAAGCAUCUGAAAAAAACGUGUCGCAAGUAAAAGUUCAAACACCGGAGACUGUUGGUAAGGCUGCUGUGGAGAUCUUUAAGGUCGCAAAAACAGGAGACGCGUGGGUUGCAGCUAACGACGAACCUAUUCAUUUAGCUCCAAUGUGUUAGAUAAGUGUAAAAAAUAUAUUUAGUUUAUUUUUUGAAUAAGCAAAUAAUACAAAAUAUUACGUUUAAGUUUUGAUUUUUAUUCCUUGCUUUAAUAUACAGUCAAUUUUAUAAAUUUACAGCCUAUAAAUAAAUUACAAACCUCUCCAAACA